Messenger RNA from Helianthus annuus (common sunflower), 2025 nucleotides. RefSeq names its product vacuolar protein 8. NCBI's taxonomy places the organism in Eukaryota, Viridiplantae, Streptophyta, Magnoliopsida, Asterales, Asteraceae. The transcript has a single exon. The record is from RefSeq and is a predicted model, not a curated record. Gene Ontology annotation, molecular function: protein binding. The coding region runs from base 91 to 1767 and encodes 558 amino acids.
CAUCAUUUCCAUUAUUAUUAACAUAAAAGUUGGCGUUCAUAUAUCAGUGCUAUAAUCCACACUCUGUCUUCCCGGACCCAAACUCCGGCAAUGAAGCUAUCGGAAAACGAAGCCGACGUCGUCGAAGCUUCCAACAUCCAGCUCAUCACCUCUCUCCUCAACUCCAUCCCUCACACCGUCUCCUUCAAAGGCAAAUGGUCCCUCAUCGGAACCAAACUUUCCGAUCUCAAAUCCCAUCUUUCCGACCUCUCCGACCUCCCCUCCACCCCUCUCUCCCUCUCUCUCCUCACCUCUCUCUCCCACACUCUCUCCCAAGCCCUCUCUCUCUCCCUCACCUGCCACACCACUCACCUCCCCGCCGGUAAACUCAAAACCCAAAACGACGUCGAUUCAGUCUCCGCCAAAAUCGACUCUCAUAUUAAAGACUUUGAAGUUUUAUUAAAAAGCGGUCUUCUCGUCCCCGUACAAGACGACGUCGUUUCAGUUAGUUGUUCUGUUUCGGUUUCUAAGAGAGAACCGAUACGAGUUGAGUCGAGAAACUUGAUAACUCGGUUGCAGAUCGGUUCAACCGAGUCGAGAAACUCGGCGCUUGACUCGUUGUUAGGUUUGUUACAGGAAGAUGAUAAACACGUGUUGAUUGCUGUGGCGCAGGGAGUGGUUCCGGUGCUCGUGCGUCUACUGGAUUCCACCUCCACAUCUGAAAUCAAAGAGAAAACUGUAACCGCCAUUGCUAGGGUUUCAACUGUCGAUUCAAGCAAACACGUGUUAAUCGCUGAAGGUCUGUUGCUCCUUCAUCAUCUUCUUCGUGUAGUUGAAUCCGGAUCCGGAUUCGCUAAGGAAAAAGCGUGUGUUGUGCUUCAUUCGUUAUCGUUCACGAAGGAAAACGCGAGAGCCAUUGGAUCACGAGGUGGAAUUUCAUCGUUGUUGGAGAUUUGUGAAGCUGGAACACCUAAUUCGCAAGCUAUCGCAGCCGGUGUGCUGCGAAAUCUAGCGAGUUUCGCGGAUACUAGAAACAAUUUCAUCGAAGAAGAUGCGAUUUCGGUUCUGCUAACCCUAGCUAGCUCAGGAACUGUGUUAGCACAAGAAUAUUCGAUCGCGUGUUUGAGUAAUUUAGUUAGAGAUGAUGAUGAUUUAAAACUGUUGAUUGCGCGUAAAGGCGCGAUCGAUUGUUUAAGAAGUUUUUGGGACUCUGCGACUGCGGUUCGGAGCUUGGAAGUCGCGGUUGAGUUUUAUAAAAACUUAGCGUGGGACGAGCGAUUGGUGGAAGCGCUUAUUUCGGAUGAAUUUUUAAUAAGGAUUGUUAAUGUGUUAAGUUGUGGUGUGUUAGGGGUGAGGAUUCAGUCUGCUAAGGCGAUUUGCAGGCUCGGUUGUAGCGCCAAAGCGAGAAAAGAAUUGGGGGAAUACGGGUGCAUUCCGCCGUUGAUAACGAUGUUGGAAGGGAAAUCGGUUGAGGAGAAACAAGCGGCUGCUAAGGCGUUAUCGACAAUCUUGGUUUGUUCGGGGAACACGAGGAUUUACAGGAAGGAGCAAAGAGGGAUAGCGAGUGCGGUCCAGCUUCUAGAUCCUACAAUACUGAACCUCGAUAAGAAAUACCCUGUUUCGAUUCUAUUGUCGUUAACCCAUUCGAAGAAAUGCCGCAAACAGAUUGUUGAUUCGGGCGCUUUGGCGUAUUUGCAAAAGCUUGUGGAAAUGGAGGUUGAUGGUGCGAAGAAGUUGCAGGAGACCAUUAGUCAUGGGAAGCUAUGGGGUGUUUUCGCAAGGCGGUAACGAUUAUUGAUUAAUAAUUCUUUUCAAAAAAUGUAUUUAAUUGUGGUAAUGUGGUUUGUUCAUAAUUUCUUUGUGGUAAUCUUUAGUUAAGAAGUCAAUUCAUUCUUAUUAGUUUAGAGCUACUGAGAUAUCAAUAUGCCUUUAGAAAAUUCUAAAAAUUUCUAAACCUGUGUUUGGUGACCUACCUUGGAUUAAAGUUGUAAUAUUUUCAACCAAAACUUCAAUAAUCUAAUAAAUAUAGUAAUGAAAUUGAUUUUC